AUGCCGAGAAUUUGGGGGCCUAAGGAAAACCCUGCUCACUUGGCUGCUCCCUCAUGCGCCCUUCCCACUCCCAUUGGUGCUCGGCCCUGCAGGGACCCAGGGGCGCCCCGCUGGCCCGGGCCGGCGGCCCUGCAGGGACCCAGGGGCGCGAGCGACCGGCCGCGCGAGGGCGGGGGGGCGUGGCCUGGCGGCGAUUGGCCGCAGCGCCUGGCGCCGCGUCAUUGCGUCACGGCGCGCGCUGGCGGCGCGGUGUGGGCAGCGCGGCUGUACCGGCUGGCGCGGAGCGGGGCCUGGCCACCGCGGCCGCCCCUUCCCCCUCCGCACCGCGGCAUGGCGGAGCCGGGCCCCGGCCCCAGCGGCGAUAAAGAGGAAGCGGCGCCGGCGCCGAAGAAGCGGCGGCUGGCGGUCGGGGAGCGCUACGUGCCGCCGCCGCGAAAGCUGAGCACGGGGGUGAGCUUCGGCGCGGCGCACUUCGCCGAGACCACCUACUACUUCGAGGGCGGCCUGCGCAAAGUGCGGCCCUACUACUUCGAUUUCUGCACCUACUGCAAGGGCCGCUGGGUGGGCCGCAGCCUCCUGCAGGUCUUCAGCACCGAGUUCCGCGCCCAGCCCCUCGCCUAUUACCGCGCCGCCGCCCGCGCCGGCCGCCUCCGCCUCAACGAGGAGCCCGUGCGCGACCUGGACAUCGUGCUCAAGAAUAACGAUUUUCUUAGGAAUACGGUGCAUCGCCAUGAGCCGCCAGUCACUGCCCAGCCCAUCCAGAUCUUGGUGGAGGACAACGAGGUGGUGGUUGUGGACAAACCCUCCUCUUUGCCGGUACACCCCUGUGGCAGGUUUCGUCACAACACGGUCAUCUUCAUCCUAGGCAAAGAGCAUGAUCUAAAGGAGUUGCAUACCAUCCACCGACUCGAUCGCAUGACCUCGGGAGUACUUAUGUUUGCCAAGACUGCAGAGGUAUCCAAGAGGAUCGAUGAGCAGGUUCGGGAGAGACAGCUGGAAAAGGAGUAUGUCUGUCGUGUGUUGGGGGAGUUUCCAGAACACGAAGUGGUCUGUGAGGAGCCCAUACUGGUUGUUUCUUACAAGGUGGGAGUGUGCCGCGUGGACCCCAAAGGGAAAUUCUGCAAAACCAUCUUCCAGAGACUCAGUUACAAUGGCAAGACCAGCGUAGUCAAAUGUCUUCCACAUACUGGCCGCACGCACCAGAUCCGGGUCCAUUUGCAGUAUUUGGGGCAUCCUAUUGUCAACGACCCCAUCUAUAAUAUGGAAGCCUGGGGCCCCGACAGAGGGAAAGGUGGCAAGAUCGAUAAAACAGAUGAAGAACUCCUUAAGGCACUAGUAGAGGAGCAUCGCUCCAAACAAAGCCUGGAUAUCUUGGGUAUUUUGGAGGAGGACUUGAACUCCAAUGCUGAACAUGAAGACUGUGGUAGUUCAAGUGACUGUGCCAAGUCUGCGCAGGCUGACCCUGAGAACUCCUGCCCUGCCAUGGAUGCUAUGGAUCCCAAGAGAAAUGACAUAGCAGAUUGUCCACUCAGCUCCAACACCGACCUGGAAAUGCCUGAAAAGAAGACAGAACUCAGUUCACAUGAGAAUCAGGAUGGGCAAAGGAGAGAAGAGAGUUCAGAAGAGAAGGACCCUUUGUGUGCAGAGUGUAAAAUUACGAGGCAGGACCCAUCUCCCAAGGAGCUAGUGAUGUACCUACAUGCCUUGCGCUAUAAGGGAGCAGAGUUUGAGUAUUGCUCCAAGAUGCCUGAGUGGGCAAUGGAGGACUGGGAGGAAUGACUGAGGACAUCUGACGCCUACAGACAUUGCUGGCCAGGACAGCAUUUUAUAAAGACCUAAGAUUUAUUUUUUUCAAUGUGGUUGAGGUGAACAAACUGCCUGUGACUUGAGAUGGGGUGGGAUUGUUUGGGCUGGAGAACUGACCUGCCUGCCAACAGGUGCUGUAAAAGUUGAGCAGGAAGAUGGGGCUGUAACAUGAUUUAUGCUGCCCCUUUAGCGAACUAGCACUUCAGGGCAGCAAACACUUACUUAUCACAGGCAGUGUUGCCUUUCACCUCAAUGAGUUCUGGGUUUGCUGUCAAUUAUCCACACAGACAGUUAAGUGCAUGCACUUAAAGGUCAUCAACUGAUUUUUCUUCUGGCCUGCUAUGUCCUUGAGUCUUACAAUAAGAGCUGCUGGGAAGUCAUUUAAUAUGCUGGAUGUCAUGUCAUACAGAAAACUAUUUUUAAUGUAUUUUACUGUCAGACUGAUUUUAAAAUUCAAGUUAUUACUGAGAACGCCAUAAGGUAAAACCAAAGCACUGUGAAGCUGAUCCAUUUUGUGCUGUUUGUCAGCAAGGCAGACCUGGUUUAGAAAUUACUCUUUCAGUAUUCAUUCAAAUAAUUGCUUUAUUUAAAGUUAGUACCUCUAGGGACUAAUCCCUUUAUAUUGGGCCUAUUUCUGGAGGUACUAGUCCCCAGGUUAUACGUUUUUAUGAGAUUUAGAAAUAGACUGAUUUAGUAGACCUUUGUUGCCUUUUUGUUCUGCUGUUUCCUCUGUGACAUAUCUCCUGCCUCUGGCUUCUCUUCGGAGAACCUGUCGAUCUCUAUCCCUUCUGUCUCAUUGAAGACACCCUCAUUCUUGAGCAAAAAUCCGAAUUAGAGGUCAGUCUGCGAACUUCUAUUUUUUUAAUUAUUAUUUUUUAAAUACUGCAGGCAGGUAGGCAGGUUCUUUCUGAUUGGUGUGGAAUUGUUUUUAAUACCACUUUAGUGUGACAAUUAGCUUUAAAGAAAAACAAAAGCUGUUUUAUGAACCAGAAGAAUUUUUAUACGUCUUAUAUUAAUAUAUGUUUUCAGAGUGAUAAAUAUCACUAUAGUUCUUAUUUUCAUCAGUGGUUGUUUCUUGGCCUCUGGGAGGGUCAUUAUUAUAAUUCUGCUGUCUCAGGUUCUUUUUAAUCUUUUUUUUCUGUUUUCUUCCCUCUUUCCUGUAUGUGUCACCAGUGUCACCGACCAGCUCUGGUGGCUGCUGCAGACAAUCCAAACCUUGGCCUGGGAAGAGCCGUGUUUUUUCAGUCCUGUUUGCAGACAGUGGUUUCUAGCCCUGUCACUCCAUAUCCACCUCUCCACACCCGUUGCUACAUAGGGUGCAUGCAGUGUCCUACAUUUCUAAAAUACUAAAGAAGCCUUAAAAAAGAUGAAGAAAGAAGUCCGGAGGAGCCGAUACCGUUCAGCAAGUGUGGCAACAGCCAUGCUGGAGUGUGGUCCAGUCUCGGGUGAUCUCUCCUUGUGCUGUCUGUGCUCUGGGGAGCUCUAGCUGUUUCUCAGGUCCCCGCCCCCCAGGAUGUGGUUUCUGUGUAGAUCUUUUAUUACAAGUUUGCCCAUUUCACACAGGGUACUGGAGAACUGCCUGCUUCACAGGUGUCUGAGUGGGAUGCUGGGGACCUCGGGCUGGCCAAGCCUGCAGGGAUGACUACCUUCCUCCUUGGCAAGGCUCCUAGAAUCACUUGAUGAUGUUACCAGGACCAGGAUUUGUGUACCAAAACAGAAUAAACCACUGCUUUACUUCUUCCAAAAUA
Messenger RNA from Falco peregrinus (peregrine falcon), 3554 nucleotides. It is a transcript of the gene RPUSD2, whose product is annotated as RNA pseudouridine synthase domain containing 2. Bases 1 to 1779 code for a protein of 592 amino acids. NCBI's taxonomy places the organism in Eukaryota, Metazoa, Chordata, Aves, Falconiformes, Falconidae. The transcript is spliced from 3 exons. Gene Ontology annotation, molecular function: RNA binding; pseudouridine synthase activity. Gene Ontology annotation, biological process: pseudouridine synthesis. The record is from RefSeq and is a predicted model, not a curated record.